AUGGCUCCCUUGCAAUCAUAUAUCCAUCGCUCGAGCGAAAAGGGGCUUUCUAGUGUCACGACCUUAGUAGUAGGGGACAAGGCAGCUGUUCUCUUUGACCCGCCAUUCCUAAUUCCAGACGCCGAAUCUGUCGUUCAAUGGAUCAAGGAGACAACAAACGUACCUCUAAGAGCCGUUUUCGUUACCCACCAUCAUCCUGAUCACUAUUUCUCUGCCAACCCAAUACUUGAUGCGUGGCCAGCGUCAACUCUUCAUGCGGCGCCAUACGUAUGCGCUGGAAUUGAUCGAGAGUAUGAUGAAAAGGUCAUUUACUGGCCAACAUUAUUCGGCAGAGAGAACAUUCCCGAAGUUCCACGCAAGCCGACGCCUUUUGAGUAUACCUUUUUCCAACUUGAAGGCAAUGAAGACUCUCCAAUCAUUUUACUCGGGCCUCUGCAGGGAGAUUCAGUGGAUCACACCCUGUUCUGGUUGCCGAAGGAGAAGGUUGUUGUCUGCGGAGAUUCGGUCUAUGCUCGCAGUACCCAUGCCUGGGUCGAAGAGAUUGACACACCCCAAAUACUCGAGGCGUGGGAGAGGACGCUGGACGUGAUUGAAGCACUUGGGGCUGACAAGAUCAUUCCCGGGCAUUUGGAGGUCGGGUGGGAACCCAAUGCGAAGGAAGACAUUGCGCAUAUGAGAAAGUACCUGCAGCUUGUCUCAGAGAAGGUGUUCCAUGCCAAAGAGAAACCUCAAGUGAAGGACCUCUUCGAAACGUUCAAAGCAGCUUUCCCCAAAGCUGACAGAAACCUUGACUUCUUCCUCGGACAUAUGUCGAAUCGUUUUGGUGAAGGAGGAAAUGUCUGGGAGGAGAAUCGCCAUCACAAUGUCGGCGCAAGAACAAAGGAACAGCUGGAGGGAUACCUGUUCAGGCUAUGA
Molecule: messenger RNA, 915 nt
Organism: Exophiala aquamarina CBS 119918
Lineage: Eukaryota; Fungi; Ascomycota; Eurotiomycetes; Chaetothyriales; Herpotrichiellaceae
Exons: 2
Coding region: 1-915 (304 amino acids)
Source: RefSeq, a predicted model, not a curated record